UUCAAAUAGUUCAGAAUCAGAUAGCUCACAAUUGGAUAGUUCAAGGCCGGAUAAGCACAUUAAUGAAGAUUAUACCUCUUUAGCUGAACAAAUAAAAAAUAUGAAAGAGUGUAUCAAUAUUAAUUUGUCAGAUUUCGAUUCUGAUCACGAUCAAUAUGUCAGUCAAGCCUCAUCUUCUAAAUUUGUCAGAUAUAGACCAACAUUAACUUCAAAAGCCUCAUUCUCUAAAGUCAUCAGAUCUGAUGCAUCAUUAAUUUCAAAAGUUUCUUCAAAAAAUCAACAUCAAAAGGAACCAAUAACUCUAAUUAUUAUUAAUUCAGAUGAUGAUCGAUCAGAUAACGAUAGAAUUAAUAAGAACGAAAGAAGAAAUAUUCGGCGACCCGACAAUAAAAUACGAGAAUCAAAAAAGCACUAUCGUUCUCAAUCAAAAACAUUCACAACUAUCGAUAGUUCAAGUGAAUCAUCAAUAGACUCUCCUAAUUCAGUUCCGGCUUUCAGACAAAAGGCUGCUAAAUACCUUUGUAUGAAUAAAAUGCCCAA
Molecule: messenger RNA, 540 nt
Organism: Funneliformis caledonium
Lineage: Eukaryota; Fungi; Glomeromycota; Glomeromycetes; Glomerales; Glomeraceae
Source: the annotation of a GenBank genome assembly